Molecule: messenger RNA, 1515 nt
Organism: Paramecium tetraurelia
Lineage: Eukaryota; Ciliophora; Oligohymenophorea; Peniculida; Parameciidae
Exons: 4
Molecular function (GO): calcium ion binding
Source: RefSeq, a predicted model, not a curated record
AUGUCAAGGUAAGUUUAUGUAAGUCCAGAAAGAAUGACUAUUCAAAAAUUGGAAGAAUACCCCUCUGCCUUGUAGGACUUGAAUUUUAAUCAUUCGAGAUUCUAGGAGAUUGAGGCAGAGUUCAAAGCUUUGGAUGUCGAUUAAAGUGGUUGGUUAUCUUUGGCAGAAUUGGAAUUGCAUUUGAAAAGGAAAGGAUGUGAUUAAUAAUUAGUGCAGGAGAUCUUCAAUGAUUUGAAUACUAAUUAGGAUCAAAAGAUAUCCAAAGACGAGUUCACUCACGGUUAUCUGAAUAAAGAGUAAAAUCUUAAAGAUUAAGUUAAAUCAUUAGAAAUCAAAAUCAAGCAAAUUAGAACAAGCGAAGACGAGUUUAAGCAACAAAUUAAUGUAGCAAACCAUUAAUAAUUAAUAAUUACUCUCUAAUCGGGCUGUCUAAACUAAUUGUAUAGAUAGUAGGAUGACAUAAUAAAAGCAUCCAAAUAAAUUGAAGUUCUCUUUCAAUGCAAUGAAGCCUCUGAUGGACAUGACAGAUUUAGCAAGCUAAGCUUGAAUUGCGAAUAUCCAGUUUGGGGUGAUAAAAUUACUUAUAUUCUUAAUGAAGUACAUCAAAUAGAAAUUUCAGUUGAAUUAAUCGAAAUAUAUUAACUUUAAAAAUAGUCCCUGGGCAAAAUAAGAGUCCAAAAAAACUUGCAAUAAGACUUCUAAAACCAAGAGUAGCUAAUAUUCGAAGGCAUCGGUGAAAUCCUGGUUCUUUUUGAAUACAUAAAUAAUUGGAAUGAAUACAUUCAAGCGUAAAUGCAAUUUUGUGAAGAGAAUGUCAACAAUCUCCUUGAGUAAAUCAGAUAGAUUAAGCGAAAAUUGUACUUUAUGAAACAAUUAUACAACUUUGAUAAUGGCAACUUAAAGCAGAAGGAAACUCUAUCGCUCUCUCUAUUACCAGCGUACAAGCAGGACAUCUAGAUAAAUAAAUCGUUUCAACAAUAAGAAAAUAAGGCUUAAUAUGAUACUCAGCCAAUUUUCAAUUAAUAAUAACUGCCAUAACAAGAAUAAAUACAGAUUCAAUAAAUUCCAGAAUAUCAAUAAGACUAUCAAUUAUAAAAUAAUUUGCCUGAUGCUUUUAACAUCUUCAAGCAUUCCGAAAGUGAUCCCGAUGCAUUCAUUGUUAGUCUUGAAUAGAUGAAGAGUCAACCAAAUUUCAAAUUAAUGGGGAUUUUAGUUCUACUCAUAACUAUCAACAUUGCAUUUUCCAGAUGUGAUUUUCUGGGCUUGAUGCUAGUUCUGUUAAGUAUCCCUUAUCAAAAUAGGAAAUGGAAUAAUUAGUAACUUUAAUUCUAUACUUAUGGAAUGAUCUUCUCUUUGAUAUUAGAGUUUUACUGGAUAAUAAAGUUUUCAAAUUGCUUUUCUAAUCUCUAUUAAUGCAACAAUUAAUAUGGAUUUGCAUUAUCAAUCUACUUUUUAUGUCUACUCACGUUCCUUGGGAAAAUUUAUGUAUUAUAUAAAGUCCGUGGAUAUCAUUGA